Messenger RNA from Hypomesus transpacificus, 9356 nucleotides. Its product is annotated as receptor-type tyrosine-protein phosphatase delta-like. Gene Ontology annotation, molecular function: protein tyrosine phosphatase activity; protein binding. Gene Ontology annotation, biological process: protein dephosphorylation. The transcript has 35 exons. The coding region runs from base 439 to 6237 and encodes 1932 amino acids. Lineage: Eukaryota; Metazoa; Chordata; Actinopteri; Osmeriformes; Osmeridae. The record is from RefSeq and is a predicted model, not a curated record.
GUCUCGGCAAGAGAGAAUGUGUCCCCGCCACCACGCACCAGAAGUACAGUCUCUCCACAUUGAAUUAUGAAGACAUAACGAACACGAACUAAGGGAGAUAUUCCACAUGUUUUCACCGAAAGAUUUACUGGUUCAUUUGCUUGUUGUCAAGCUUUGCCUGUCGCGCUGAAAAACUGUCAUUGUCAAGAAGAAGAAAACUCCGGGAAAGAGGCGAAAUAAGAGCGAAUUUAAAGGGUAGAGAGGAGUAGUAGACGGAUUAUUUCUCUCAUUCGGCUGUCAUUCUGGAUGUAACUCGCGACUAAUAACAACUGGACAGACCGUGUUCUAAGACUGAGAGCAAACAUGAUGAUAAGGCUGUGAAUAUCCUGCAUCUGAGAACUCAGACCGACUGAGUCACACAGGACCCUGUGAGCCAGCACCACUGAGGUCUGCCAAAGCAUGCUGGUGCCAAGCUGUCCCAUGAUGCACAUAGCCAGACCCGGCCUGCUCCUCCUGGGUCUGCUCGUCCUCCUCGCCAACGCUGAAACACCACCAAAGUUUUUAAGAACCCCUAAUGACCAAACGGGUGUGCAAGGAGGGGUGGCGUCCUUCAUCUGCCAAGCCUCCGGAGACCCGCGCCCUAAGAUCGUUUGGAACAAGAAGGGGAAGAAAGUCAGCAACCAGAGAUUUGAGGUAGUGAUAGAGUUUGACGACGGCUCUGGUUCGGUGCUAAGAAUUCAGCCCUUGCGUACGCCCCGAGAUGAAGCCAUAUACGAAUGUGUCGCCUCCAACAGUGUUGGAGAGACGAGUGCCACCACCAAACUGUCUGUUUUACGUGAGGACCAGCUUCCCCCUGGUUUCCCCACCAUAGACAUGGGCCCCCAGUUGAAAGUGGUUGAGCGAACUCGCACAGCCACCAUGCUCUGUGCCGCCAGCGGCAACCCUGACCCGGACAUCUCCUGGUUCAAGGACUUCCUCCCUGUCAAUACGACCAACAACAACGGACGCAUCAAACAGCUCAGAUCAGGGGCCCUCCAGAUCGAGCAGAGCGAGGAGUCCGACCAGGGGAAGUACGAAUGCGUGGCCACCAACAACGACGGAACCCGCUACUCCGCUCCGGCCAAUCUAUACGUCAGAGUGCGCCGCGUGCCGCCGCGUUUCUCCAUCCCCCCGACGGACAACGAGAUCAUGCCGGGCGGGAGCGUGAACAUCACCUGCGUGGCCGUGGGCUCGCCCAUGCCCUACGUCAAGUGGAUGCUGGGAGCCGAAGACCUGACGCCCGAGGACGACAUGCCCAUCGGGCGGAACGUCCUGGAGCUCACUGAUGUCCGCCAGUCUGCCAACUACACCUGCGUGGCCAUGUCCACCCUGGGGGUCAUCGAGGCGGUGGCACAGAUCACGGUCAAAGCCUUGCCCAAGCCUCCCGGUAUUCCCGUGGUGACGGAGCGGACGGCCACCAGCAUCACGCUGACCUGGGACUCGGGAAACCCCGAGACGGUCUCCUACUACGUCAUCCAGCACAAGUCCAAGUACUCGGACGACACGUACAAGGAGAUUGACGGCGUGGCCACCACCCGCUACAGCGUGGGCGGACUCAGCCCCUACUCCGACUACGAGUUCCGGGUGUUGGCGGUGAACAACAUCGGCCGCGGGCCUCCCAGCGAGGGCAUCGAGGCCAAGACGGCGGAGCAGGCGCCCAGCACGGCCCCCAGGCAGGUCAGGGGUCGGAUGCUCAGCGCCACCACGGCGGUCAUCCACUGGGACGAACCGGAGGAGCCCAACGGGCAGAUCAUGGGCUACCGGGUUUACUAUACCCUGGAUUCCAACCAGCCUGUGAACCUGUGGGAGAAGCAGAUUGUCCGGGGGUCCAAUUUCCUCACCAUCCAGGGCCUCAUCCCCAACAAGACUUACUACAUCAAGGUCCUGGCCUACACAUCGGUGGGAGAUGGACCUCUCUCGGCAGACCUGCAGAUCAUUGCCAAAACAGGAGUUCCAUCCCAGCCAACAGACUUCAAAGGAGAAGCAAAAUCAGAAACAAGUAUAUUGCUUUCAUGGGUAGCCCCCGCUCAAACAGGACAAGACAAUCCCAUCACAGGAUAUGAACUUCUGUAUAAAAAGGGCGAUGACAAAGAGGAGAAACGCAUCAGCUUUGAGCCUACCUCCACGUACCUUCUGAAGGACCUGAAGCCCUUCACGACCUACACGUUCCAGCUAGCCGCGCGUAGUAAGCACGGUGUCGGAGCCUACACUAAUGAGAUCUCAGCUGAAACUCCUCAAACACAACCCUCCGCCCCACCUCAGGACGUCAGGUGCUUUAGCCCCAGCUCCACCAAUAUUCUGGUAAGUUGGCGGCCACCCCCUACGGAGUUACAAAACGGGAUCAUUACCAAAUACGCCGUCCAGUACACUGCAAUUGAAGGGGAUGACACCACCACCCGCCAAAUAUCCGACAUUCCGUCUCAAAACUCCCAAUACCUCUUGGAAAACCUGGAAAAAUGGACAGAAUACCGUGUGACAGUCAGUGCUCACACGGACGUUGGAGCCGGACCGGAAAGUUUACCCCAAGUUGUCCGCACCGAGGAGGAUGUUCCCAGUGGCCCACCUCGUAAAGUCGAGGUGGAGGCUAUCAACUCCUCAUCAAUUAAAGUGAUCUGGCGCUCACCGAUGCCCACCAAACAACACGGGCAGAUCCGAGGGUACCAGGUGCACUAUGUCAAGAUGCUUAAUGGGGAGCCUACAGGACAGCCAGUCAUCAAGGACAUCUUGAUCGACGAUGCACAGUGGGAAUAUGAUGAUUCAACUGAACAUGAAAUGGUCAUCACUGAGCUGCAGGCUGAAUCCACGUACUCUGUUGCCGUGGCAGCCUACACGACAAAAGGAGAUGGGGCUCGCAGCAAGCCCAAGCUGAUCUCUACCACUGGCGCAGUUCCUGAAAAACCCCGGCUCAUGGUCAGCACCACCAACAUGGGCACAGCCCUGCUGCAAUGGCAUCCCCCGGCAUUGACCUUCGGCCCCCUCCAGGGCUACCGCCUCCGCUUCGGACGCAAGGACGUGGACCCUCUGACCGUCAUCGAAUUCCCUGAGCGUGAGAACCAUUACACGACGAGGGAGAUCCACAAGGGGGCGUCUUACACCUUCCGCCUGUCCGCCCGCAACAAGGUGGGGUUCGGUGAGGAGACGGUCAAAGAGAUUACCACCACCGAGGACGUCCCCAGUGGUUACCCGCAAAGCAUCACCAGCGAGGGGGCCACCACCACGACCAUUCAAGUCAGCUGGAAGCCCCUGUUGCUGGCAGAGCGUAAUGGCCUUAUAGUGAAAUAUGCUCUCCAGUACAAGGACAUCAACAGCCCAAGGAGUCCCUCAGAGCUCUUCAUCAUCGCCCCGGAGUCCACCGUUAUCUUGGACGGCCUUAAGGCGGACACCACUUACGAUAUCAAAAUGUGCGCCUUCACCAGCAAAGGCUUCGGCCCCUAUAGCCCAAGUGUCCAGUUCAGGACACAGCCUUUGGAUCAAGCAGUGUUUGCAAAAAACUUCCACGUGAAAGUUGCCAUGAAGACAUCGGUGUUGCUCACAUGGGAGAUCCCGGACAAUUACAACCCUGCUCAGCCCUUCACAAUCCUCUAUGACAACGGCCAGAGUGUGGAGGUGGACGGAAAGCUCACCUUGAAGCUGAUCACCGGCCUGCAGCCCGAGACGCAGUACUCCUUCCUGCUGACCAACCGAGGCAACAGUGCCGGAGGGCUGCAACACCGGGUGUCCACCAUGACCGCCCCCGACAUCCUCCGCACCAAGCCCUACCCCAUCGGCAAGACCAACUCUGACGGGAUGGUGACCGUCGAGCUGCCGUCGGUGCAAACCUCGGAGAAAGUGAAGGGCUACUACCUGAUAGUGGUGCCACUGAAGAAGCAGCGCACGGGCAAGUUUCUCAAACCCUGGGACAACCCUGACAAGAUGAACCUAGAGGAGCUGCUGAAAGAGAUUAACAGGACAAGCCGAGGUCUUCGAUUCCGCCGGCAAACCGACCCAAAGGCCUACAUCGCCGCAUACUUUAAAGACCUUCCCACAGAGUUUACCCUGGGAGACACCAAGAUCUAUGGUGACUUUGAAAACAAGCAGCUCCUGAACGGACAGGAGUACAUCUUCUUUGUGCUUGCCAUCCUCGAGAUGUCUGAAAAUACAAUGUAUGCCACCAGCCCCUACUCUGAUCCUGUUGUGUCAGCUGACAUCGACCCUCAGCCAAUUAUUGAUGAGGAGGAGGGUCUUAUCUGGGUGGUGGGCCCUGUGCUUGCGGUGGUCUUCAUCAUCUGCAUCGUCAUUGCCAUCCUCCUGUACAAGAGCAGCAAACCGGACAGGAAAAGAGCAGAGUCCGAAGCCAGGAAAGGAAGUCUGCCCAACAACAAGGAGAUGCCGCCCCACAACCUCACAGACCCUGUGGAACUGCGACGCCUCAACUUCCAGACGCCCGGUCCAGGUGCGCCUGGUUACCCCAGUAACCUCCAUUCGUCAAGCAUGACCAGCCACCCACCUAUCCCCAUCAUGGACCUUGCAGAUCACCUGGAGCGGCUGAAAGCAAAUGACAACCUCAAGUUCUCCCAGGAAUACGAGUCAAUAGACCCUGGACAGCAGUUUACAUGGGAACACUCAAACCUGGAAGUCAACAAACCAAAGAACCGCUAUGCUAAUGUGAUAGCAUACGACCAUUCGAGAGUCUUGUUAUCUGCAAUCGAUGGUAUCCCUGGGAGUGAUUACAUCAACUCCAACUACAUCGACGGCUACAGGAAACAGAAUGCUUACAUCGCCACGCAGGGGUCCUUGCCCGAGACGUUUGGAGACUUCUGGAGGAUGAUCUGGGAGCAGAGGAGCGCUAACAUCGUCAUGAUGACCAAGCUGGAGGAGAGGUCUAGGGUGAAAUGUGACCAGUACUGGCCCACGAGAGGAACGGAAACCUAUGGUCUCAUCCAGGUGACGUUGUUGGACACCGUGGAGCUAGCGACGUACUGCGUCAGAACGUUCGCACUAUAUAAAAAUGGCUCCAGUGAGAAGAGGGAGGUGAGGCAGUUCCAGUUCACUGCGUGGCCGGACCACGGGGUGCCGGAGCACCCUACCCCGUUCCUGGCCUUCCUCAGACGGGUGAAAGCCUGCAACCCGCCGGACGCGGGGCCUAUGGUGGUGCACUGCAGCGCCGGCGUGGGCCGCACGGGCUGCUUCAUCGUGAUCGACGCCAUGCUGGAGCGCAUCAAGCACGAGAAGACGGCCGACAUCUACGGCCACGUGACGCUGAUGCGCUCGCAGCGCAACUACAUGGUGCAGACGGAGGACCAGUACGUCUUCAUCCACGACGCCCUCCAGGAGGCGGUGACCUGCGGCACCACCGAGGUGCCCGCCCGGAACCUCUUCGCCUACAUCCAGAAGCUGACGCAGGUCGAGGGCGGGGAGAACGUCACGGGCAUGGAGCUGGAGUUCAAGCGCCUAGCCAACACUAAAGCCCACACGUCGCGAUUCAUCAGUGCCAAUCUCCCCUGCAACAAGUUCAAGAACCGCCUUGUCAACAUUAUGCCAUACGAGUCGACGCGGGUGUGUCUCCAGCCCAUCCGAGGUGUGGAAGGCUCAGACUACAUCAACGCCAGCUUCAUCGAUGGAUACAGGCAACAGAAAGCCUACAUCGCCACACAAGGGCCCCUGGCCGAGACCACAGAGGACUUCUGGAGGAUGCUCUGGGAACACAACUCCACCAUCGUGGUCAUGCUGACCAAGCUCCGAGAGAUGGGCAGGGAAAAGUGCCACCAGUACUGGCCAGCAGAGAGGUCGGCCAGAUACCAGUACUUUGUGGUGGACCCCAUGGCUGAGUACAACAUGCCCCAGUACAUCCUGAGGGAGUUCAAAGUGACUGAUGCCAGAGACGGACAGUCAAGGACGGUGAGGCAAUUUCAGUUUACAGACUGGCCUGAGCAAGGAGUGCCAAAAUCGGGAGAGGGCUUCAUUGAUUUCAUCGGCCAAGUGCAUAAAACGAAAGAGCAGUUUGGCCAAGAUGGGCCUAUUUCAGUCCAUUGUAGUGCGGGUGUGGGUAGAACCGGAGUUUUCAUCACCCUCAGCAUUGUCUUGGAAAGGAUGAGGUACGAGGGUGUGGUGGACAUCUUCCAGACGGUGAAAAUGCUCCGGACACAAAGGCCGGCCAUGGUGCAGACAGAGGAUCAAUACCAGUUCUGUUACAGAGCUGGUUUGGAAUACCUGGGAAGCUUUGAUCACUAUGCAACGUAGAAGUCCCUUGACAGAAGGAAAAGCAGAGAGCCCUUUGGCAGUAUGAACCCCAGCGAGCCUCUCUACUGAGCCAUAAUUUCCUGCUUGAGAAAGUACUUCUAAACUCCUAGCUAACGACUCAUUUAAGUGUUGGAUGUGAGACACGAAAUGUUAAAAAAAAAUAUUUACGAUGAUUCCAGGAGGACCAAUUAUUUCCCAAACCCAUAGACCUCACCCUGGGACAGAGGGUGACAAAGUGAUCCAGACUGUUGAAGCAUCCAAUGGGAUUAUUUUUUUUCUGUUGCUUCAAGGAUUCACCAUGGUUCACAAAAACUAAAAGACACAAAGAAACAACUGAAAAGAUGACAAACAAUAAGAGAAUUGACAAGUAAUGCAUCAAUGAUUACGAACCCUUACGAGAGGCAUUGGAGGCACACAGAAUGGCUAUAAACUUGAUGCACAUUGUAAAGAGAUAUUUCUGUUCCACAAUCAACUACACACAGACACCCCAUCAAAAAGAAGACACCAGUGCUUGGUCCACUAUGAAAACAGGACAAAACUAAAGUAGUAACGAUUAAAAACCCCGUUUCCUGUCACAAUGUCCAUCAUUUAACAAUAAUGGGGGAGGGUAUUGUUAAAAGAUAUAUGAAACAGAUUAAGCUUAUUGAUUUAGUUUUUUAGUACUUUAUUAUACGGCUAAUAUGUGCUUCUUUUUGAAACGUGUGAAUGUAUUCUUUUCUUUCUUUCUUUCUUUUUCUUUCUUUUUUUUUUUUUUUACAAAUGCAUCACUUGAUGAAAUGAUACAAAGUAAUUGGGUACUGUUUUUUAGUUUUGUUUAAAGCUUAGAACUGUUAUCAUGCAGAGAGAUUUUGCUCCCAAUGAUUCUUGCUCUUUUUGGUUUGUUUCUUGCACACUGUGCAGUCCUGUAUUCAAACUGCAAACCUUUUGGACUUUGUUACAGGGUUUAUGUUCUUUUUGAUUAUUUUUAUUUUUGUCCAUGAUCACAUACAUAACUUCUCUUAAGUUCAACCAUGGAAAAAACUGGGGCUUUGUGGAAUCAACAGGGAUGCGCAAAGUAUGAAGUUGCUGCUACCGAUUAUCUUAGUUCUUCCAUGUUAGAAUGAUGAUAAUGAGAUGAGACCCUGAUGAAUUAGCUAUACAUGAUUAUGUUUGAUACAAUAGAAGAUUAGAUAUAAAGUAUAUAUAAAUGAAAGUACUAAUAUAACAUAUAUUAUAAAUGUAUUGGUAUAAAGUACAUAAUUAAUGAUUAUAUAUGAAUGGAUGGUACAUGAAAGCUUCCACGUUGAGAUUUCUGUGCUAUGGGGGAAAUGAAGAGAUUUUUCACUGGAAUGCACAUCAGUAGGACAAAAUCGUAUUCUGAGAUGGUGCAUCUUUUUUCUUGUGCAAUAAAUAGGUGUAUUAUAGAUAGGGUUCAUGUGGAUACCUUGUUAAGUCAUGACAGUGUUGUUCUCUGAGUGAGGUGUUGAAGUGGGAAUGUCAAGUGUCACUCAAAACAUCAACAGUGCAUAUAGAUACACUCAUACAGCCUAUAGUUUCAUACAGCAGGUCGCUUAAGCAUUGUUCCAUACAAUAGGGCAAGGUACAAAGACAUCACUUUUUUGAGGUUUUGAAACACUUAACAUGUUAUCAUUUUGCAUUUAGAGUGCCUUAUAUUUAUGCCUGUUUUUGUAAUAUUCAUUUAACAUAAUGUUUUCUUUUGAGUAGGCCAUGAAUAUAGUAUUACUGUAUUUAAUUAAUUAAUAAUAAUUAAGCAUUCAUUUGUGACAUUAUGAGAUUAUAUAUGCAAAUCCUUACAUUGCAAUGCUCCUCUUUUCAUUUUAUGUGGCCUUAUUGUGGCUGAGGUAAAAAAAAAACAAACGUCCAUGUAAUUCACGACCUUCACACAAAUUCAAUAGCAUAGCAUGAAACAAUUUCUAUGUUAGAGAUUAAUUGCCAUCCCUUCCAUAGGACUCUUCCUGUGUAUACAUGUCAAAGACACAGACAUGUAGAGAUAUAAAAAAAAACUGCUCUCAACAAUUCUUUUAAAUCCCAAAACUAAAUGUGUACAUGAUACAAAACUACAAAGAUGCAGCAUAAUGCAUUAGACACACAAUUAUUAACCAACACACUUUGAGAUCUGUGAUACUCUCCUGGCCACUCCAAAGUAAUUGGUGCGGCCACUAUUGAUAUAGAAACCCUAACAGUUAAGUGCAGUUUUCAGUGUAGGAUCUAACCACCCAGAGUCUAUAUUUCGGACACCUAUUUACCCUGGCUCUUUCAGCUUUGUGGAUGUGCAUUCCAGGAGCUUUCUUUCCCUUGUUAUUUCAAGCAGCUAAAUCUUAGUUUCGUCCUUUUUUUGUGUUAAUUGCUUAUUAACCUUUUUUGUACUCCUUUUUCAUAACAUUAAGGUAUAAAGUGCUAUUAUUUAAUCUCAUUGUGGUAAACGCCACUUUUGUAUUUAGUUCAGCAGUCUGUGUUCAUUAACUGACUUCACAAUAUUUGUUUUCCCAUUUUAAUCUCUUUUUUUCACAUGCAUGGAGAAACAUUGCAGAGUGGCCACAGUCGGCCUAGUAGGAAGAUUUGCACUUUCUAUAUCUUUGUACUAUGCACUGCCCUAUUGAUUCUAAACCCAAUAAUAUAUUACUUGAACCCAUCUGUAAGAAUUUCCUUAAUUGUUCACUUUGUGUGUAUGUAAAUAACACAAAAAGGUAUCAACUUUAAAAAGACAAAAAAAAGUUUUUGCAAAAAAGAGCAUCCAUUCUGGUGCCAUGGUUACUCAAACAGACGAGUUCUGAAAUCUGUCCCAACCAUCUGUUAUCGUGGCUUCGCCAUUCAAGCUUGGAGUGUCAUUACAGAAAUAAACGUGUUCUCUGCUCUCUAUCUAUCUCUUGUCUGGAUGCAUAGACUGAAAUUAAUUAAUGAAAUUGUAAAAAAAAAAAGGCUUGUUAAAAGAAAUCAUACAAUUACCUCUGAUUAGUUGUAAGCGUAAACUGUUUUUUUUCUGAAUGAAAGGGGUGCUUUUUAUUUUCUUACUUAGGUUACAUUGGUGGCGAAAGAAGUCUGUAUGAAAAUCAGUUCUUUGCUGACACAAGUUCCAUUUGUUAUAAAUGAAUUCUAUUAAAAAAUGUCAGUGUUAUGCA